UUAGUAUGUGAUUUUUGACUGUCUAGACGUCUGUGCUUCAGUCUAGUUGCUGCACCCCUUUUCUGUGUAACGUGAUGAAUGUGGUGAAGUAUAAUAAUUAAUCUGUAAUAACGAAUUUUGCUCUUGUAUAUUUAUAACGAUGUAAUUCGGUGCCUUAAUGAGAAAUGCAUCUGUGAUCUGGAAACUGAGAAGUGACGUGGGCGGUUUACUUAUUUGGUCUCAGCUGUCAGCGAGGUGGCACGUACGUGUGAACAGGAUGGGCAGGUGGUGCAUGGAGGGAUUAUGGAUAAAAAUCUGGUUCAAGACAGUUUGUCACCAUGGUCACUUAAUGGAACCCUGUCUGACUUCCCUCAAUUUCAGGGUGUACAAGACAGAGAUCUGCAGAGCCAAGAUGGGGCUCCAUACUUGGAUAAUUCGAUGGUUGAUGAUCUUGUGGCAAAGAUAUUGGAUGAUGAUGCCUUUGUAGUUGGCAGUGGGCCUAAUGACUAUUUUCCAGGGGGAUCAUCGCAGAGGGAAUCCGACAUUUUCUCUCUGUAUAGUGGUUCCAGUAUGUUGGACAGUCGAUGGGCAGAGCAAUAUCAGAAUGGUGUGAAUGUAACUUCUCUUAAUCUUAGUGGUGUGGACAGCUUGGGCCCAGUUGAUGGACUAAAAAUGUCAGACUUCGGGCAGUCGCAAAUUGACAUUGGGAAAGAUUUUUUGAGCUCCAAUUCAGAGUACCCAUGCCUAAACCUAGGGUCAGUAGAGCAUGCCGAUUUUGAUGUGUUAAAUUUGACAGCAAUGCAAGGACAUUGUCCAGGUUCAGGUCAAGAUUCAGGGCAGUCAGUGCAAGCACUACCACCCCCUCACCCUCAGACAAGGCCCCUACAACCAGAUCCAUAUUCUGAGCAGCUCCAGUUGUGUGCUCAGCAGCAACAGUAUCAACCAAAUCAACAGGGUUUCAAUUCUUCCUCUGCUAUGGUGAAGGACCCUUCAUCUGAUUCCAACUUCAUGACUGGUUCGCCUCUGUCUCUUUAUUCAUCUAGCUCAGUUCCACAAGGUUCAGGCCCCCAUCAGCCAGCUCAAGGUCCUAUACUGUAUGGACAGGGUUUACCAAAUGACCAGCAGAUGUACAACUAUGUUCAGAUGUUGAGUACUACCAGCAAACUGAGUCUGAGCUCAAGUUCUAGUUCAGAGGCACUUAAUAAUGUGAGUGGUUACUCUGCUCCAAAUCAGUCACAAGUUUCAGCUCUUGACAGAAUCAAUCCUGUCCUACCCAAGAAAGAUUCCAAUAAGUCUUGCCCAUUCCCUGCAAGUCUUCUGCAGUUGGCCAAUGGUUAUGUGGGGAUGACAAGGCAUGACGUAUCUCAGACUAGUAGCAGCACAAUGUGUGAUGCAAGUCUGAACAGCCUUGACCAUCAGCUUUGCCUCUUGAAGAUAAAUGGAACAGCACAAAAAAUUAACCUGCCAUGUGUGUCAAGCAGCAAGGAAUCCUGUUCAAAUAUAGUGCCAGCCUCAUGUUCAGGUCCUGGUUCAUGUUCUAAUUCCCAGCAGUCGCCUCCAGUCUACUCUCCCAUUGGCUUUCCUCGAAACAUCAGCAACCGAUCUUCAAACCACAGCCAACAGUCCUUUGCUUCUGGUCUGAGCAAAAGAGAAUCUGGAAAUUUUGGUUAUGGCAGUGGAAUAAGAUUUGGAGGACCAUGUGGUAUGGAUAGAAGUGGAGGGAGUACUUACUCUCAGAACCAUAACAACAAUAACAAUAACAACGAAUUGGGGGGAAAGACUUUACAGGGCUUGACUGGAGUUCCUCAGCUGAAUCAACUUUCCAGUGGUAAUAGUGGAUCAGUUUUCAGCAGCACAAACUUCAUUUCUGGUAGUCCACCAACAUUUGAACCUAACUCUAGCUUCCUGCCAGCAGAUCUUCGUCCAAGCCUUCCUAUGUCAUAUGGUCCCCCUGGUACCAAUUCUCUGCCUCCAUUACACCAUUUGAUUCCUCCACCACCUUUGGAUGGUUCUCCCUAUCCUACAGAAUUGUAUGCAGAGUUGAUGACGAACAGAGCAGGCCUAGGAUAUCUACCACCAGGUCCUCCAUCAUCAUCGCCAUCAUCAUCCGAUAUGAUGCCAUUUUACGAUGUUUCAGGAAUAUUUCAUUUCUCACCACACAUGUAUGGCUUCAGGUCUGUUCGGCGCAGUGGACCAUCCAGUGAACUUCACUUACGCCUUGAAGAGUGUUAUGAUCAGUUCAAGAAUCUUGAGAAGGAACGCAAAAAGACAGAGGCUGAGCUUGCCAGGCACAAUCCAGGGAAGAAAGUUUCAUCUGCUAAUAACAUUCCUGUACCUAGACUCCCACCCAAUCCAUCACGUGUUGAUCGCCUCAUUGUGGACCAAUUGCGUGAACAUGCCAGGGUGAUCACACUGAUUGCCAAAAUGGAGCGACUCCGUGGUGAAGCUGUCAAUCCACAGAUUCAUAUGUCCAUGGAGGCAUGGCUUGAUUCCAUAAAAAAAGUGCAGGCUCGGCGUCGUGAUGAAAUUAUCAAUUCAACCAACCGACAUCAUAGUAUUGUGGCUGGGAUUCAGACUCCUCGUAUUCAAGAGGACAAAGAUAUACUGGCCCUAGCAGCUAGUAUUCAAGAACUAAGUGCAGGAUCUCGUAAAGCGCGAACAGGCAUGUGGUGUGCCCUAGUUGUGACACUGCUGAUGCAAGAACAAGAACCAGAGAACAAGGAGUCAAGGGCCACAGGAAUAGCAGAUGAAGUUGUCAAGGUGGAAGGUACCUCUGCUGUAUCUUCUACAGCAAAUGCUGUUCCAGCUGGUAGUUCUGCUACUGUUACUACUUCUGAUUCCACCACUAACACACUCAUCACCACAACUGCUUCUGCUGCUGCUAUUGGGAAGUAAAUGAACUAUAAGACAGAGGCUAGAAUCUUAUGAAGCUAGCUCAGAUGCAUUUGUUUAGAAGCAUUGACAUUAUUCUUUACCACUUUUUACCUAAGUUAUUUAACUGUUUAUUAACUUAUAUCAGUACAUACUUGCUAGUUUUUAGUAGAGAAUUCCUAUAAGAAAUGGAAUAGGUUCCCCCAUAGAGUUAAUAGUCUGAUGUUUUACUGUGGAUGUUACAAAAGGGAAGCAUUCUAUGCAGUAAAGUUUGUUAAUGAUUAUUUGAUCAUCUUGUUGCUGUAGAUGUGAAAGAGAUAUGAGCAAUAUGGUUUGAGUUGAGGCUCUGUUGGUGCAGAAUGCUAUGUUCUUGCUACCUGUACUGAUUUUAAUUUUAAAUACUCUUGAUGUUAUUGAAGAUAUUCUGAUGAUAAUUAAUGUUUCAGUGAUGCUAGAUAGAUGUAUGUAUUUAUCGAGUGUAGACUAGAGAGCAUGGCUGCAGAGUCCACUUGCUAACAUAUGAACUGCCUAAGGAAAGGGGCUAGAAUUUUGUUACUAGUUUUCGUAUGAUGCAAGGUUUUAGUACAUACACAAGUGUGAAUAAGAUAUUUCUCUUCUUUCUUAAAGAAUGAUUUCCUGUGCCUCAGUAUUCAAUGACUAGUCAUGCUCAUUGUUUCAAAGACCAGGUUUUGAAAAGACCUACAUUCAUAAAUGAAGUUUGAGUCAAGCUUAUAUGUUGUAUGUAAGAUAUGGUCUUGUCAAAGGAAGGGUCAAUUGCAAUGGAAACAUAUUGCCUUUUGAUUGCCAAAGUUUUGCCAGGUUUUCCGGCUUACUUGUCCUUUCAAAUGCUCUCUUCAAGUUACAGUGUUUUGUAUUAAUAAGAUGCAUUCUGCUAGCUUGAUGUGUUUAGCGUUCCUUAGAAUUUUCGAGUUUUUUACACAAUUUCACACAAUUUGGAAACAUUACUUGUACUACAAAAUUCUGUACAAACAUGUAUUUGUAUGUGAUGAUGCCAUUCAAAACUUGUAUCAUUGCACUUUUGUCAUCACUACCUUCUGCAGUGAAUCUUUUCUAAGACUGAUUGACUGUAGUUAUUGUCUUAAUUCUUCUUUGUUGCAAAACAAAAUUUUUAUUAUUAAGGUAACAGUGGAAGACAGAGGAAUGUUCUCAUAUUUAUUCAUUAUAUUAAUGUUUUCUUCAACUUGUUUUAAAAUAUUUGCAUCAAAGUUAGUAACUGUUGAAGGGCCACUGAUAUAUGUGUACCAUGAAUGUAUUUUUGGGUGCACUUUGUAAGUUGUAACUUAAUCAUUCUGGUUGUAUGCUCAAACGUGUUUGUCUUGUCAAUGCCUCCCUUCGUAAAUAAGCUUCAUCAGUUUCAUUGGAUGGUGCAUUGUGUAGAAAAAAUUAUGUUCCCUUCAUAUUUGACUGUAUUAGGAUGUAUCGUACCUCAAUAUUAUUAUUUAAACAAAUAACUGAAAAUAACUGCACUUGCAAAUAUCUGUAAUUUAUGUUGGAAGGAAAAGGAAGUUUUGUGUCUCCUCACCUUUCCAUUGGUUUGGUGCUUUCUCUCUGGCAUUGCUGACAUUCUAAACUGUGAUAUAUAUAUAUUUAUCAAGCCAAUACUUAUGUAGGAUUGGAAUAGCAGAUCUUUAGUCUCCUUCUUACACAAGCGGAAUUAAAUCUUAUGAGUGUUUAGGUAAUUCAGUGCUAGUUGUCAAAACUAUAGAGGACAAUCCUACUGUAAUGCAUGUGAUAUCAACUAUAAUGACUCGAAGAGACCAAACUUCUCAAAGGAACAUAGUUUAACUGAAGAUACUUUUUUUAUAUAGAGAACUGCAUGAUGAGUCUGCUUGUAUAACUCAAAAAUAUCUUUUAAAAACCUAUUUCAAAUCUUCAGUGUGAAAUGAUGAUAACCAGUGUUUUAUACUUGUAAGUGUGACGCUCCAUGACAGCAUAGCUGUAAAGUUAUUGCACCAUAUCAUUACUGUAUUGAAGUUAAAGUGUUAGAAAAUUUAGCUUUGCAACUUGUUGUUAGAUAUUAUAUGGUUACACCAUUGUAAGUACAUGAUUCUAAAUGGAGGUCAGUUGAGAAGUAGCAGCACAAAAACUGAUUCCAGUAUUGAAAUUGUUUUGUGGAUUAUGUCAUGUAUAGUGACCAUAACAGAUAUAAUUGUUAAUACUACAUUAUGAUACUAAAGUGUAAGAACCUUUGGCCAUGGAAAGGACUCAUAUUUAUUAUGUAGUAUUAAAGUAAGGUUUUAUAAGUGCUUCCAGUUUGGAGAUUUCUUGAACUUUCUUGCCACACAGUUAUUGGCAGGCAGGUACACAUUAUUUUUAGGUUCAAAGAACAUUAGUUGUGUUGUUUUUGGUAUUUAUCUUGAAUCUCUUGGUUUAUCAGUGAGUUUUACUGGUUCUUUUAUUACUGCCCUACUUUUCAUUGCUUCCUAUACUGGUAAAGGUGAUUUGUUAAGGAGAUCACAUUUUUACUUGUACAUUUUAAUAUGUGAUAUUGGGAACAAUGGUAACGUAAAUUCUCUCAUGUGCAGCCGUGGUAAUUUGCUGGUGCUUGUAUGUGUGAGAUUGCCUGUACCAUUAGUACUCAGGGACUAGAUCUUUCCCACCAGAUUGAAACUUCUGAGAAUUUACAGUUUCUUAAUGAAUUUGUGUUUAUGUCGUAACUAGAUGCUCAUUAACAUACUUGUAAAUAAUUGCCUGUAUUCAUAAAGUGAUUAUAAGUUUUGUAAAAUGGGUAUCUGUUUAUUAUUUUUUCUGGACUUAAUUUUUUUCCAUGACCAAAGGUUCUCAUUCAGAAUUCAUCUUGGUCCCUUUCUAAACUAUUUUUAAAUGAGCUGAUGUAUAUUUAAAAUUAUUCAAUUAGACUACUAAUAUUAUGAAAUAUUUUCUGUCACUGAAAUAAUUUUCUCAAGGAGGUUAUAUGCUAAAUUUAUAAUGCUUCCAGCCCAGUUUUGAAAACUAGAUGGUUUUUAAUUCAGAUUUUAAUGAAAUGGAAUUUUGUGAUCAUUCCUGGGUAGUCAGUAAUUGUCCAUGUCCAAAGUAGAUACGGUGUUCUGCAUGAAGUGCUACUGUUUGCAAUAACACUGCACAUAACGUUACAUAGCACACAAUGUGUAAUAUUGCAUGAUAGUGAAAGAAGGGUUCAGCAUCACUUACCUAUAUAUAGUUACUAGGUAGCUACAGCAAUAGUUGUUUUAUAGUUCACUUAAGUUAUUAAGGCAAAGCCUAGAUUUUAUUUAGUUUCAUGUAGUAAUUAACUGGAAUUUCUGUAUUUCUGGGACUGUCAGUAUACAUUUUUAAUAUUGACACCUUAUAUGUGUAUAACUGCAGUUACUUAUUUUUCCAUUGUUUAUUACAGUUACCAGUGUAUUAUUAUGUUUUGAACUUUAAUAUUGGUGCAGUAUGAACUGGCUGGGGCAGUAUAACAUAUUAUGUAUUUGCAAUGACUUAAUGGUUGUGAUACAUUAUUGAGAAAGGGUUGGUUUUUUGUCCUGGAUGUUACUUUUUAGCCAAGGUACUCCAAUGUUUAUUUGGGGCUUGCUGAAUGUUUUGGUAGAUUUCCUAUUCUUGUAAAAACUGCCAUUAGGCUAAGUCGUUGUGCCUCUAUUCUCCUAGACACACAUGCAAUGUGUUCUGUUGAAAUUCAUUCAUGUCAUUGUGCAAUUGUAUGUGUUGGGUAUUCAAUAUUAUUGAUACGCUUGUCCAGAUCCUUUAAAAUAUUCAUCCUCUUGGGUCUUGGAUAACACCGAAUAGGACCUCAGUGUAAUAACAUUACAUAUUCCCAUUUGCACUCGCACAAUCUCAUAACUUAUAUGAUUAUAUAUGAAAUACUAAUUAAAUGGGCUGUGGUAGAUUUAAUAUAUUCAUUGUGGGUGAUAUAAUAAUAACACUGUAUUUCUAGACGAAUAAUGAAUUAUUCACAGAUAUUGAUCAAAAAUAUUUUAGUGUAGUGAAGAAACCUAGCUUAGUGCCAUGACAAUUUUGGGGCAGGUCAGGACCAUAUUAGUAUGAGGUGCUCAUUGUUUUGUGCUGGAAAUGCAUAGCAGUAGAAUUUUGUCUUGGCUAGACAUCUAAUAUUCGAAUGGAUGUUUCUGUCUUUGCGUAAUUGUAAUUGAUGUAGGUUUACAGUAUUUGCUAUUGGUCACUUACAACAUUCUUAGUGCAUUAAGAAUGAGUAAUUUUCAUAGGAAAUAUAUAUUGUAUGCAUACAAACAUUAAUAAUGAUUUGCAAUAACAUUUAUCUGGCUAUGUGAUCUGACACCAUUAGUUUCGCCAUAUUUUGUGCAUAAAAAUGUAUUGCUAUGUUGGAUUUUGUAUUGUACACAAACAGGCAUAUACCAUAACCUCAACUUGAUAGUAAAACCAAUAGCAGUAUAGUACAGCAGAUGAAUUUUAGUACAUUUGCAUACUGUUGAUCAAUACUGCUGCAAAAUUACUUUAUUUAAAUGACUACACUAUAUUUAUUUAUAUAUGUCUUAUUUAUUUAAUAUUUAUUAACUAAAUGAAAACCAGCAUCCUGAACAUAUCAGGAUUUGAAGAGCUUAUAUUAACUUGGAACUCCUUGCAUUUCUGAAACAGUACUAAAAUAUUAAUUAAACUAUUGAGGUUUCCUCUCCAUUUUAGUGCAUAUGUUAGAGUACAAAAUGUGACUAGUUGAAACAUAUAAAAGUGAUCUGGUUUCUGAGAAAGGAGUGAAAGCAUUGUGUUGUAAGUUCAUAUUGAGCAGACUUUUUUUUAAAUUCAAAAAUGAAAAAUAUUUUGGUCUUCAUUUAAAGGGGAAAGAGAUAAGGCUUUUUGUCUGGAUAGAGAGAAAUAAAGUUUUUUCUUCAGUCAGGUCUGAAAUUUGAAGCCGCAGGACAGUGACACAGGAUUGUGUAAAAAAAAAGCUUUUUUAUAUUAUGUUCAGGUAAUUAUCAAAUUUAUACAAGAAAUUGCAGUCAUGCUGAUAUAGUGGAAAUAAUUGUAAUAAUAUUACGCUCUUUCACGUGUUUUCUCAGAAUCCAACACAUAGAAUGAUGCAGUGUUUCUCAUUCUCCUGACAAAGUCAUAUCGAAUCACUCCAUUCUGGAUUCUUAUAACUGAUAUUUUGGUCAUUAGACAUUUUAGACUAUAGAUAAUUUUAUAACACCAUUUCUUAUGACAUCUUUGAGUGAAGAUGCUCUUAGCAAGUGGUACAACCUUCCUGCAUCAUAUCAAAAAAUACAGACCUUUAACUUCCCUUGCAAUUUAGGUCUGAACCAGUGUUUUACAACCCAUGCAAAGGAAUGCCAGAAUGUUUGUCUGAGCUUAUUAUUCUAUCUGAUGUAAAAAAGCAUUUACUGUAUUUCCAUUAUGUUCUUGGCCACUGGCACCAUAACAAAUUUGUCAUUUAUAUAUAUAAUAAAAGCAUUUGUUUUAAAGAUUGAGGCCCAAAUUAAUGGAUGCUGUAUUCUCAAUGUGAAUAUCAGGUAAAGAACAAAUUUGUGUUAUCUUAUUGUCCUUUUAAACAUAUCCUUGGUUCAGUUUUUCUACAUUAUAAGAGGUGUGAUUAUAUUACUAAGUUUACCAGUAUAUUAGUUAACAGCUACAUUGAGUGACAUACGUUUCAUAAUGACUUUGGUCUUCUGAUUAUUCUUGAGAAGCAUUGAAUCACAAUACAGUUACUGAAAUUAGUACUAAAUGAUUUAAUAAGAAGUUUUGAUUGAAAUAAGUAAUUCAGAAAUUUUAUUGAGGGCAUGUAUUGUAAUGUACGGGUAUUUGGACCAGUCGUAUGGGUGUUUUGUAAGAAAGUAAAAGGCAUUGAGUGUCAGUACCUAUCCAAACAUUGGUUGCUAGUGGUCAUGUAUUGUGGAAUUUAUAAAUGAUAUUCAUGUUGUAUUAUUAUGCAGACACAAUAAUGUUGGUUACCUUGUGUGUGAGUGAGAGAAAGUGACCAUAUGUUAUUUUCUUUAUUUCUAUGUACACAGUACAGGAUGUCAUUUUAUAUUUGAUAUAGUAUCACUGUAUCUUAGUGGUACAAGUAAUCAUCCUUACAGUGUGUAUUUGUAAUAUAAAAAGCCCCAAAUACAUGAGAAGAGACAAAGCAUAGAAAUUGUUUUCAUUAUAUGCCUGUGUACUUUUGAAUAUUACAACUUCCUUGGUAAAGACUACUGUGAGGUAAAUAAUAAAAAUUACUGAAGUACCCAGUUGGAUUAUAAAACACAAGAUGUCAGAGGAACCAGUAUUACAUCCAGUGCUUCGAAAAAAGUCACUUCCAUUCUUAUACAACAAAUUGACUGAAAGUGCCAGUAUUUAAUUUUUGUGUUGUUCAGAAUAUUACUGUUUAGUGCCAAUGUGGGUAGAGCAUUAUUAUUGGGUUGUGUUACUUCACAUGCAUUUGGAGCUUGUCUAAAAACUGUUAGCUUUUAGCCAAUCACUAUGGAAGCAUCAUUAUGGAAAUGUAGUUCCCGAGAGCAAUGUCAAAGAAGUCAAUAGAAACAAAAGAACAAUAUAUUGUAUUAAUCCACUAUUUUGUAGAAGCAUUCCAGUGCUUUUUGCCUGUUUAAUACUGUCUCAAACAAAACAAACGAAAACUUCGUUCUGUGUUUCUUUAUUAAGUGUGUAAGUAGUUUUGUAGUGUCUGAUUUGGCUGAUAUUUCCAUACUUAAUGUAUUGUGUUACCAGUGUGAAAAAUUAUUAAGUUUGCCUGUGUUCUUGAAUUCUGAGUUUCAGUGGAGAUGAUUUGUUUUGAAGAACUGCUCACUAACAAGGUCUAUUUCUCAUAGUCCAAAGUUUUGGGUUGCAGUGCAGGAUCUUUAUUCUAAUGAAGUAAAAACUUAUUUUUCUUGCAGUGUAUCAGCUUUUCAUAUGGGAAAAGUUUUGGUGGUUAGAUUCAUAUAUAUAUUGCAUUUAAAAAUAAUACAAAUGAUGUGUUAUUUGGUUUAAGGUUCAAAAUUAGGGUUUUGGAUUAAUGAUAAAUGAUUAAACAAGUUAUUUUUGAUGUACUAGGUACUCAUUUGAGGGAUUAUAAGAUAAUAGUAUAUGAAUGCAAGGUUGAGAAGUGAAAAAAAUUGGUAGGCAGGAUUUUGCUUACAUUUUGUGCAAUGGUUUAAAGUGUCCUUUCUGUGUGAGAAUAUAAAAAUAAAGAUAAACCCAGUA
This is a messenger RNA of Zootermopsis nevadensis, 9981 nucleotides long. RefSeq lists its product as uncharacterized. The record is from RefSeq and is a predicted model, not a curated record. Gene Ontology annotation, biological process: mRNA stabilization; meiotic cell cycle; male meiosis I. Gene Ontology annotation, cellular component: nucleus; cytoplasm. NCBI's taxonomy places the organism in Eukaryota, Metazoa, Arthropoda, Insecta, Blattodea, Termopsidae.